GUGUAUGGAACAACAGUUACCGUUACAAUUUCGGCAAGUGUGCUUAUCAACAUGAAAUUCACCAUUGUAUUCCUUAUUGUCAGCUGCAUUCUGCUCAGCAUUGUGCAGGAAUCAACAGCGACAGGACAUCCCUGCGCUCCAUGCGGUCCUGCAGGACGCGCCUGCGAAGGUUGCCCCAGCCAGGAUAAUCUCUGCAGGGAGCUCAUUCAGCAGUUCACCAACCUAAGGAAUCGCGUUCGCACCUGCGUCUGCGGCAUGAGCAAACAUCUUCUCUAAGUAGGAUUGCCUGUGGACUCUUGGAUAUGGAUUUGUUGUUGAUUUGGAUUCGGAAAUAUAGAAUAUAUUUGUUUUGUUUUGCUUGUAAUA
Messenger RNA from Drosophila busckii, 366 nucleotides. RefSeq names its product salivary glue protein Sgs-7. Lineage: Eukaryota; Metazoa; Arthropoda; Insecta; Diptera; Drosophilidae. The record is from RefSeq and is a predicted model, not a curated record. The transcript is spliced from 2 exons. Bases 52 to 276 code for a protein of 74 amino acids.